Dermacentor andersoni is the source of this 3019-nucleotide messenger RNA. RefSeq lists its product as uncharacterized. NCBI's taxonomy places the organism in Eukaryota, Metazoa, Arthropoda, Arachnida, Ixodida, Ixodidae. The record is from RefSeq and is a predicted model, not a curated record. Gene Ontology annotation, molecular function: metallopeptidase activity.
UGUGUGCACGCUGCUUUGUGACGUGUAAGUGCUUUUAAUAAUAACUUCUGACUUAGGUGUGCUAUCUGGCUAUCAUCAAGUGCAUGCAGAUAACAAUAACCAAGGGAGUUAUGUGACUUCUCCUUUAAUUGUGUGUGGUAUAUCUUAUACAUGUGUGUGUCCUUGAGAAUAAAGCAUUGCUUCAAUUCAGCGCAUGUCCCGCCUUUCUUUCGUCUUAUGCGUGUCUAUUUUUGUGCUGUUUUUCCAAAGAGGUAGGGAUUCCUUCUUAAGAAGAGCAAGUGCUAAUGCUAGAGCACUGGCUUACGUAACACAGGGCAGCCUGCAUGGCACCGCCUUAUGACGGACCUUCCCCAGAGAUCCCAGCACUCGAAGUGAGCCACGCGGCCUUCCAGCACCAGCUGGAGCUCAAAGCGGGGGACGCCGAGCAGGAUAACCGUCACAGGCGCAUCAUGAGCACGUUCACUGAGCAACAGGUGUUCUUCAUCACAGCCUGCUUCACGCUCUGCCGCCUGCCCAGGACAAUCAAAUCCUUUGGUGGUGACUGCAACAAGGCGGCCAUGCACUUUGAGCCCUACGCGGCUGCUUUCAAGUGCAAGCCGGGCUCCAAGCUGAAUCCAUUGGUCAAGUGCCCCUAUUUCAACUGAAACAAGCAGCAGCAGUCGACUAGCAACUACAUCUGUGCACUAAAGUGUAGAUAGCCUUCAAGUGCACCGGUCUGUGGAGGAUUGUUCAGCAAGCUCUUGCAACAGCAGUUUCCUAUCACAGCAUACAUCGAGUCUAAUUUUGUGUAGAACAUAAUAAUCUACUAGUGCCUUAUAUACAUAUCGCGUGUGUUUUAAAUGUACCAAUUCAUGGUAUCCCAGAACAAGUGCAUGGGACAGAAAGCUUAGAGCUUCACUUUUCUUUAUUUCAUGAGAUAUUUCACUGUUACUAGGCUUAUGCUGGAGUUGACAUCUUGCAAAGCUGUGUUUAGCUAAAGAACACUGCAGAAGAUAUAUUGCAAUGUGCGACUGUCUAGAUGUACUGACCAAUAUUGUAUAAUGCUGGUAGCUGUACGUGAACAAAAGCUUCUGAAUAACAACAAAAAGCUUUUUUUUUUAUGCUGGCAUCCAACUACAAGCAUUGAAUGAAAGUGGCUUGAAAUCGGGAGGUUUUCAGCAUUCCUCUGGCAUGCUCAUAAAGUGCUGAUUAAGUCUAACAAUCAAUUUCAUUUUCUAUCCAUCUUAUCAUUUGUUGCGGAAAGUGACAUCCUGGCAAUAAUGGCAGGCGUGGGUUUGUCCAAACUAAUUACUGAGUGCAAAUUGAAUGGAAAGCAAGAUGAAUCACUAUAAAAUGUGUUUCCAGGAUGCGAGAAACACCUGGACUUAGCAUGUGCUGCAGUGUCACGAUUGGGCACCGCAGCAUCAUUUCUCUAUGCCUGCCAUGCGCUCUGCUUCUCGCAUUUCAUUUCAUGCAAUAGUGCACAACCUUCGAACGCACUUUGACGAAGGCACAGUUGCACUGCUGUGUGCAGAGUACAGGAAAGUGCAGGUGGCUACUAGGCGACAGCAGUAUAGUGCACCGAGGCACGGUGGGUUUUUUAUGUUGCCAGAUGGUUGACAGCACAUGCUUCAUAAGACGAGUUACUAGCAGCGUCUUGCGCUGCCAGAUUUCAACCAAUGGUGCAAAAUUACCAGUAAAUCUUUAUUAUGAACUAAAAUAAAGGGGUUCAUUAUAUUCAUUUUUAUGAAAUUAUUUCUUCGUUAAAACAACACUUUAAUUGCAUGUGUUUCUAUGUGAAUUUCAAAAGGAAUUGCGAUUACAGUAAAGCCUUGUUAAUACACAGUUCGCGGGGAAUAUAGAUCAGGUAUGAAGUAAUAGCUCUGCGGAAACCCACAAGGUGGAGAGAAUUAAUAUAGGGGAAAUGAGACAUCCACCCAAACGUAGCUAAGUGCUACAAAGGAAACCCAUACGGGUUCCUCUAAAGAAAAGCUUCACAGUUGAAGAAAAGUUCGUCCUUUGUUGAUAAAUUCGACUUGCCUGCCAUCUGCUAGCCGCCUGGUUAGCUGAGAUGGUAGAGCGGCUGCCCCAGGAAGGCGGUGGUCCCGAGUUCGAGUCCCGGACCAGGAUGAAUUUUUCUUCAACUGCGAAACUUUUCUUUAGAGGAACCCGCAUGGGUUUCCUUUGUAGCACUUAGCUACAUUUGGGUGGAUGUCUCAUUUUCCCUUUAUUAAGUAGAUAAGGUAUGCACUAAGCCAUGUACUGAUUAACCAACAAUAUCAGAUGAGUGGCUAUAAGCUUACCAGUAAAGAAAAGUUAAUUCUAACUCAAACACAUGUACAUACAAGUUUUAUUUGCGUGCAAGUAGCAAAAAGUCUAAUUUUGACUUGCCGCCAUGGUGACCUAGCAGCGACGACAGCAUCCUCAAACUUGGCAAGGCCGCAAGUCAGUUUAUCCAUCGGGCCCCACAUUUCUGCGAACACCCUCAUGACAGUAAAUGCACUCGCCACGUCGGGUACGGAGAGGCCAUCAUCCAUGUCAUCCAUGACGAUAACGUGGAGGCGCUAUAGAAUCUAUGGGAGCAGGAAUCGCAUCAUGGCUACCAUGUUUUGACGUCACUACUGGUGGCAACUGCAGUUCAGUAAAAGUCCGUGCACCAAAAUUUCGCAAUGUAUGGUCUGCAUGCACGACAUUUCACCAAUUCCACGCUUGCAGGCGGCGAAAAAUGAAGUAAAUACUACACACUAACCAUUUGGCAUGCGUUAAGCAACUACAGUCAGCAAAACCAUUAGGGCCAAUGGUAAAAAUGUGGGGGUUCAUCGUGACUAUGUUUAAACUGGAAUUAUUACGCGGGUACGUAUUAAUGAGGAUUUACUGUAGUUGGUUGUAUCCAUUGGUUCAUUAUAACAAGGUCUGGCUGUAUGUAUUAAAAAUGCUCCCCAAGUCUGUAUACCUACCUUAUUUACCGAAUUGUACCAUGAACAAUAGACUGGAACUGAAGUGCAACAUGCAUAUAGCAAACACAGCAAUUCAGGCAAUU